AGAGAGAGAGAGAGAGAGAUUUGUUUUGAGCGACUGAGCAAUGCAAGAAACAAGUGGGUUGGGUAUCUUGGUGGGUAGCGGUGGUUCAGGUACGGCCGGAUUAAUAAACGAUGAUGUGCCCAUGUCGGUGUCGCUAGCGAUUUCAGCCGAGCAACAACGGCAGCUCAAGGCGACGAUUGCUACCCAUCCGCUCUAUGAACAGCUUCUAGCUGCCCAUGUUGGGUGUCUUCGUGUAGCUACUCCAAGUGACCAUUUACCUUUCAUCGAUAUGCAGAUUGGUCAGGCUCACAAUCUCCUUCGUUCUUACUCUUCCUUCCAUCAUCAUCACCGAUCACAUGCCUUCUCUCCCUAUGAGAGACGGGACCUCGACAACUUCUUAGAACAAUAUCUGUUGGUGUUGUACUCAUUCAAAGAACAACUUCAACAACAUGUUCGAGUCCAUGCUAUGGAGGCUGUUAUAGCUUGCCGUGAAAUCGAACAAUCCUUCCAAGCUCUUACAGGAGCAACUCUUGGUGAAGGAACAGGAGCAACAAUGUCAGAUGAUGAAGAUGAAAUCCAUUUGAAUGGUGGUGGUUUAGAUCAAACAGGUCCUGAUGCGUUUGACAUGACAGGAUUUGGUCCAUUGCUUCCAACAGAAUCUGAAAGAUCUCUUAUGGAGAGAGUUAGGCAGGAAUUAAAGAUUGAACUGAAACAGGGAUUUAGGUCAAGAAUUGAAGAUGUAAGAGAAGAGAUACUAAGAAAAAGAAGAGCAGGAAAAUUGCCUGGUGAUACAACUUCGGUGUUGAAAAAUUGGUGGCAACAACACUCAAAGUGGCCUUAUCCUACGGAGGAUGACAAGGCAAAACUUGUGGAGGAGACGGGCUUGCAACUUAAACAAAUUAACAACUGGUUCAUCAACCAAAGAAAGCGCAACUGGCACACUAACUCUCAAUCAAUGACCUCUUUAAAGUCCAAACGCAAAAGGUAGACCGAUGAAUUGUACCUGCUCUGGCUUAUGGAGGAACCGGAAACAUAUUUUACAAGAAAAUAGAUGUUAUGUAAAUUCAUUGGUAGCUGAUUCUAUCCAAAAAACUCCAUCAGCUGGGGGAAGAAGGGUGGCAGUUAGAGAAGUUUUAAAAUUAGGAAUGCAUUAUAAGCAUUUAAUGUAUGUGUUAUAUGUAUGUAACAGCUGUUGUUUGUUUUCCAUCACAUUGUUUGACAACGAGUCCAAUCAUUGCCUCAGAUACUUCCAACCAUCGGAUGGUCUCUGUUUCCCUGAACACUACAGAAGGGAACCAUAAGUAAUACCUGAAGCAGCAGUCCACUUUCUGAAGGGUAUAUCAAAUAUGUGAAACAGGGCCAAUUCACAGUUGAAAUUUGAGAUUGCAUGAUAUUUUUCUUGGAGUAUGAGAAAGUUUGGGGGGUUGGGGACUGAGAAUGGAAAUCAUAAUAUGAUGGUUCUGGUUGAUGGAGAUUAAGUUUGAUGACCAAAUGUAUUGCCUUGCAAGGUUCUUUUUGUGUGUGUGUGAAUUAAGUCGACUUUCAUGCUAGUAUCAAGACUCUGGAAUUUGCUUAUCUGGUAUUUCAGAAAGCUAAUUUUAUCAUAAAUUGCAGACUUCCCUUAUGAUUUAAGUUCAUUCAUCUGUAAUGUUUAGAAGUUUCAAAAAUUCUUGUACGAG
Telopea speciosissima is the source of this 1658-nucleotide messenger RNA. RefSeq names its product homeobox protein HD1-like. Gene Ontology annotation, molecular function: DNA binding. Gene Ontology annotation, biological process: regulation of DNA-templated transcription. Lineage: Eukaryota; Viridiplantae; Streptophyta; Magnoliopsida; Proteales; Proteaceae. Gene Ontology annotation, cellular component: nucleus. The transcript has 5 exons. The record is from RefSeq and is a predicted model, not a curated record. The coding region runs from base 41 to 967 and encodes 308 amino acids.